Molecule: messenger RNA, 1542 nt
Organism: Capsaspora owczarzaki ATCC 30864
Lineage: Eukaryota; Filasterea; Ministeriida; Capsasporidae
Exons: 3
Coding region: 35-1372 (445 amino acids)
Source: RefSeq, a predicted model, not a curated record
UGUCACUUGAAAACAUCAUCCUCGCCUUCCCGACAUGUCCGCCGGGCCCAGCAAGCGCACUCGUCGCCAGCCUGGCGCGGUGGACGCAGUCGUUGUCGACGCCCACGAUCGAGCGCUGGUGCAUUGGCACAACGCCAUCCGCGCAAGACAGCUGCCGCUCAGCAAGAUUGGACUCGUACACUUUGAUUCACAUCCAGACCUCGGAAUUCCGGAUCAUCUCCAAGCUGCCACCGUGUUCAAGCCAGACGAGUUGUACCAGCAGAUCGACAUUGCUGAAUUCAUCUUGCCGGCAGUCUUUGCUGGUCACGUCUCGCACAUGCUGUGGAUUCGUCCGCCUUGGGCAAGGCAGAUCGCAGAUGGCAAAUAUACAAUUACCGUUGGCCGCGAGCUGAUAUCUGGACUUGUCAAAGUGCAUUGUGGCGAACAGCUGCUUCCUUACUUUGUGGACGACGGAGCAGCUGUCGAGCGGCUUGAGGCACUCGAUGGCCCCUCCUGCAAGACGCUGGCUCUGUGUGUUGCUGCGCUGCCGCUGGUGCCAGCUCAGCAUGCAUUUCUGUCCGACGCGUCCGUAUCGACGUGGAUUUUGGACAUUGACCUCGACUACUUUUCCACCACCAACCCUUGGCUGCAGGAAUUGGCAUUUCGGAGACCAGCAUCGCUCAAUGGGGAUUUGCGAGUUCUCUCCAGCGUGUUUCUGAACGCAGUGUGGCAUGCAGAUUUAAUCUCUGAGGCGGCUCUCCCACCCGGAGUCGAUUCUGCCAUCUGCGUCGCAAUAUCGGAAACGCCAUUGGUCGAUAGUGAAUCCAUCCGUUCGACUGCAGCCUACUUUGACUACCGACGGAAAUUGGCGUCGCUAUUGCAGCUGUUGUGUAGGCUGCCCUCAAGAUCAAACAGUGUCGCAGGACAGACGCCGCCAGACAGCGAGGUCUCGUGGCUGACAUUCCACGACAAUCAAGACAGAUUUGUCGCAGCUGGUAGUGAGCUUCUCGGGUCGUAUCUGCACCAAACCCAUGGUCCUGGUGUAUUGCUGGUGUAUUGCGGUCGUUUCACGAGCUGUUGCAAAACGUGCACCAGCAGCACCAACAGCAACAAAUGGAGCAACAGAAACUCGAGACGGUUCACAAGGACCGUUGGCCCUCCUUCUCAGUUGACGACCUCGUCCAAACGGGACUGUUGCUCGUGCACCCGCAUGUUUGCAUGCAGCAAACGGCACUGUCGCAGGCGGUUUCUCAAGUUACGCACAUGUUGGCGGCUGCACGGUCAAACGGGAUGCAACUCCCGGCUUUCAUCACGAUCGCCACUUCCACGACCGACGGGCACACGCCUGCCAGUCAGGCAUCAGAAAUUGAGCAACUCGUUCGUCGUGGCAUAACUGCGGGGCUACCCGGUGUGGCAUUGUCCUGGAUCAACGACACUUUGUAGUUUUGGCGUCCUUGUCGCACAGGUUGUUAUUUUGUCGAUUGUCGAUGAUGUUUGGUUUUUUCUUUUCCUGUUAUUAUUAUUAUUAUUACGUGUCAGAUUACUUGUCAAAUUCACUCAAAC